AUGUCUGAUCGUCCUGAUACGCAAAGAACCGUUUCGAAAGAAGAAGGCCAAGCUUUUGCUGAAAAACACAAUUUGCUGUUCUUCGAGACGAGUGCCAAGACUGGGCAGAAUAUUUCUGAAGUAUUCACAACGGUGGCAAGGGACAUUUUUGAGAGAUACAAGUCAAAUCCUUCAAGUGCAAGACGCUCGAUAAACCCAACAGACAGCGUUGACAUUGCUUCAACAACAUCUUCUGCUGCUUCAUGCUGCAUGUAG
Messenger RNA from Malassezia globosa CBS 7966, 255 nucleotides. RefSeq lists its product as uncharacterized. NCBI's taxonomy places the organism in Eukaryota, Fungi, Basidiomycota, Malasseziomycetes, Malasseziales, Malasseziaceae. Gene Ontology annotation, molecular function: GTP binding; GTPase activity. Bases 1 to 255 code for a protein of 84 amino acids. Gene Ontology annotation, biological process: protein secretion; regulation of exocytosis. The record is from RefSeq and is a predicted model, not a curated record. The transcript is spliced from 3 exons. Gene Ontology annotation, cellular component: intracellular membrane-bounded organelle.